AUGGGCCUGCCGCCCAACGCCCGCAUGCCCGACCCCAACACCCCUCCUCCCGACGACGGCGACCCCAUGCUCGCGCUGCAACAGGUCGAUCGCGACUGGACACUCGACCUCCCCGAUACCGACCAUGUGCGCUUCUUCCGCGGGGCCAAUUGGGCGAAGAGCGCACUGGGCCCGCCAAACACCUGGGACGAGACGCUGCGUGUCUUCACGCGCAUGGUCUUCGCCGAUUCGCGCGCAGCCUGCAUCUGGUGGGGCGACUCGUACACGGCCAUAUACAACGAAGCGUAUGCGCCUCUCGCAGCAGCCGUCCACCCCAAGCUGAUGGCAUCUUCCUUCUGGGACUGCUACCCAGAUCUGUGGCCGAGCAUCAAGCCCUUCUUCGACAAGUGCCGCGAUUCCGGCGUGGGGCUUGACUACUCGCCCGAGCAUGCUCUCAUGGUCGAGCGGAAAGGGUGGCGAGAAGAAGCAUUCUUCAACGGCAAUUUUGUCCCAAUCGGCAAUGGUCCCACCAACCAACCCCAAGGGUACUACAACUCGCUCUUCGAGGUUACGAGCCAACGCCUGUCCGACCGUCGAACCAUGCUGCUCAACCGACUGGCUUCGCAGGCCGACUUCGACCCCGACACCGCCUGCAGCCACAUCCUUGAGACGCUCACCACCGACGCCAACGAUCUGCCUCUUGCUAUGUUGUACGAGGUGGACGGUGACGAUUCGCCAUCACACGUUUUGCGGCUUCGGGGACAGUAUGGCCUUCCGGAAGAGCACAAGCUGAAAGUGGACAACCAGGACAUCGAUAGCGACGAAGGUCUCAUACCAGAAUGCCGCCGUGCUGGGGCUGAGAUCCUGACCAUUGACUACGAUGAGCGCUUCGAUUCUGUGUCAUGGGCUGGAUUCGGUUCGCCAUCCAAAACGAUUGGCAUCUUACCCAUCAACACUGGGUCACGGGUAUCUGGCUACUUGAUUGUUGGGACAAACCCGUGCCGACCCUUUGAUGAUGCUGGUCUACAAUUUUUGAAAGACGUUGGCCGUACAGUAUCAAGUAUCAUGAACCUCGCCGUCAGCGCCGCGAAAACAAGAGAGCGACAGCGAAAGCUCGAGGACGACCUGGCCUUUAGUGAUAUGAAGCUGCGCCACUUGGUCGAACAUGCUUCGGUUGGCAUGAUCCACAUGGGACUUGACGGCAGCAUUAUCUGGGCGAACGACCAAUACUAUACUUUGUCCGGAAUGACAGCAGAAGAGCAUGUUGGCUUCUUCAAAUUCUGGGACGUUUACAUCGAGGAAGAUUUACCUAGAGCCCAAGACGCUUGGACGACCCUGAGUUCGGGCGUCAAUCAUAUCAGUAUAGAAUUGCGACUGAAGCGGCUUUUCACUGCACCCAAUGGCGAUGCAGAGCCCGCCCAGAUUCAGGUUCUAGCAUUCCCUUAUCGCGAGGGAGAGACAGUCAGAUCAAUCAUGGCUUGCACUACCGAUAUCUCAAGACUCAAGUGGGCCGAAACUUUCCAGGCGCGUCUGGCAGCCGAAGCGCGAGAAGCGAAAAGACAACAAGAAGCGUUCAUCGAUGUCGUUUCCCAUGAGAUGCGGAACCCUCUUAGUGCAAUCGUGCAUUGUGCAGACAGCAUCUCCACCGGAGUCGAAGAGUGUCACGCCAAAGUCGCCGAUCUACCAGCCCUGCUGCUUGAGACGCUGAACGACAACGUGGCCUCGGCCAACAUCAUCAUGCAAUGCGCGAACCACCAGAAGAGAAUCAUCGACGAUGUACUCACACUCAGCAAACUAGAUUCCAUGCUGCUCUCCAUCACACCGACCGCCACACGGCCUGCCAAGCUGGUCAGCUCAAUCUCGAGUAUCUUCCAGGCAGAGCUCAAGUCGAACAAUAUCCGUUACAGCGUCACUCCCGACCCCUCUCUAGAAACAUUGAGCAUCGACCAUGUGUUCCUCGACCCCUCGCGCGUCACGCAGAUCUUCAUCAACCUCCUAACCAACGCCAUCAAGUUCGUCAAGACCUCCCAGGAGCCAACCAUCCUGGUCCGCUUCGGCGCAAGCAAAUCCUCACCCCGGUCCAUGUUCGCAAAAAACACUUUCUGGGCCUCAAAAGCAAAAGACUACUCCGACCCAACCGCCUCCCCCGACUGGGGCCACCUCGAAGAUCUCUACCUCACCUUCUCAGUCCAAGACUCAGGCAUCGGCCUCAAAGGCGCAGAAAUCCACACAAUCUUCGAACGCUUCCGCCAGGCCAACAUGAAGACGCACGUCAAGUACGGCGGCAGCGGGCUCGGGCUUUUCAUCAGCAAGGAACUCACCGAGAAGCAGGGCGGCGAAAUAGGCGUCUCCUCCGUCGCAGGUGAGGGCUCGACGUUCGGCUUCUACGUCAAGACGAGACGUGUGGAGCAUAGGCCGCAGACGCUCGGCGAGCUGUAUAGCGAGAGUGGAGGGAAGGCCGGGGCGCCGACCAAAUUGCACGUCCUGCUGGUGGAGGAUAACGUCAUUAAUCAGCAGGUUCUUGGGAAGCAGCUUAGGAAGGCGGGGUGCACGAUCGCCGUAGCGAACCACGGGCUCGAGGCGCUCGAGCUGCUCGAGAAGAGGGCGUUUGAUGUCGUGCUGAUGGAUUUGGAGAUGCCUGUUUUGAACGGGCUGGAAGCUACGCGGGCGAUUCGCAAGCGCGAGGCUGAGGGAGAGGGCAUGCUGGGGCGGGCAAGCGAGACGAGGGCGGCGGCGAGAUUGCCUGUUAUUGCUGUUACGGCGAAUGUGCGGCAGGAGCAGAUUAAUACGGCGCUUGCGGCGGGUGCGGACGACGUCAUGCAGAAGCCCUUCAAGGCAGUCGACCUCGUGCACAUGAUGAAGGGCUUGGUGCCGCAGGUUAUGCCUGCUACGGAGCCGGAUUCACCGGCGUUGGGGGACAGCCCGAGUCCGGGGGACUUUACCUGA
Didymosphaeria variabile is the source of this 2925-nucleotide messenger RNA. RefSeq lists its product as uncharacterized. The transcript has 5 exons. Lineage: Eukaryota; Fungi; Ascomycota; Dothideomycetes; Pleosporales; Didymosphaeriaceae. Bases 1 to 2925 code for a protein of 974 amino acids. The record is from RefSeq and is a predicted model, not a curated record. Gene Ontology annotation, molecular function: phosphorelay sensor kinase activity. Gene Ontology annotation, biological process: phosphorylation; phosphorelay signal transduction system.